Messenger RNA from Fusarium vanettenii 77-13-4, 1335 nucleotides. RefSeq lists its product as uncharacterized. The record is from RefSeq and is a predicted model, not a curated record. NCBI's taxonomy places the organism in Eukaryota, Fungi, Ascomycota, Sordariomycetes, Hypocreales, Nectriaceae. The transcript is spliced from 3 exons. Bases 1 to 1335 code for a protein of 444 amino acids.
AUGGACUCCCAGAAAUCUCCGUCCGAAACAAUCCGGGCUCAGGCCGAUCAGAUACCUACCGGCGAAGACUGGAUGUCAUGGCUUCCUGAGCAUGAUGUGGGGUACCUCGGGGCUGUGGGUGGUCUCGAUGAGGCACAGGAUGAUGCAGACAACGUUGGGGACACAGCUCUUCCCGGCGUUGUCAACACUCGGUCUCAUAGCAGCGCAUCCAUUGGCGCCGUUGAAGACAUAUUCAACUUACACCCUGACCCUCUACAACUAGCAACCGACCCAUGGCAAAGGGUAUUCCAGUCUGAUGCUCCGGAUUCAACAGCUCUAUCAUUGUCCUCCGACCCCAUAAUCUCCCACAAUUUACCAUAUCGACCUGAGUUGCCACCCUUCAGUGCAGAAGCCGGAACCCGCUCCGACUCUUCAGUAGGGUCUUGGGAUUCCUUUACUUCAUCGCCCUCUGCCUCACGGAGAAGGCGUAGAAGAAGGCAACCUGCAAGGUCAAGAAAGGCUAGAGAAGGAGAACCGGAGCCCAGAAGGUACCAAUUCCUCCAGGAUCCAGAUGGACGUAUAUACUGCAUCUUUUGCCGCCAACCCGACCCUUUACCCGAGCAUCACCAAAUCCACAACUAUUCCGCCUGCGUGGCGCAACCAGAAGAAGCCCGCCAGUUUCAUCGCAAAGAUCAUCUACGACAACACCUCCGUCUCUUCCACCGGGGAUGCAAUUUCAAUGACUCGAUGAAAAACUGGCUCUCGUCCAUCGACGAUGUUAAGUCGCGUUGCGGAUUUUGCGACGCUCGUAUGGAUACUUGGACUGAGAGGCAGAAACACCUAGCAGUGCAUUUCCGUGGUGGCUCGGAUAUGCGCGAGUGGAAGGGUAACAGGGGCUUCGAGCAAAAGAUCGACGAUCUCGUUGAGAAUGACAUGCCCGUAUUUCUUAUUGGCACACAGCGACACACGAUGGAGCCUUUCUCGGCCUCGAGAGCAGACCAUCGCAUGGAUUUGUCAGAGCCCAACGUCGUUGGACCUCUGAGUAGCGAUGAGGUCAGUCCCGGGAUGGCUGACUCUACACCGCCAAACAGAGACGAGACAUCGGCGCAUUCGUACCGACAGAUAGAACGCCUCCUGUUGAAACAUGUUUCCGACGAGAUCUCACACGGACGCGUGCCUUCGGAUCGCCAGCUACAAAGAAAGAUGAGCGAGAUGAUGUACGGACCUGACAAUGCAUGGGAUCAAACUUGGGCUGACAAUCCUCAAUGGCUGGACAUGUUUAGGAGGAAAGCUGGGUUGAUUAGUCUUCCGCUCAGUGGUGGCAAGAAUGCAUUUGUUGGCUUCGACGAGGUUUGA